GCACUAUCCGCGAACCAGGAAAAAGAGCUUUUCCUACCCGAUGUUCCUUUCCGUCCUGCUGUUCAAUCUUGGAGUCGCUUUCUUAUAUUAACAGCGUCAGCAUUUUGACGUACAUAUUGUGGACGCAAGUCCAGGUCCGAUGCUACCUACAAUUCUGGUCAAGACAACGUGAACGGAUUCCAGACAAGGACGAACAGGCCCACUGCUUAUUGCGGCUUACAAGGAGGACACGCUUGUGACGUUCCUGCCUCCAGCAUUCGCCAGUGGUCAAAGGGCCAAGGCCUUUUCAAUUGAAAGAUAUUUGAAAUAGACCGCGGACUGCAAGGUGUCUCUGCAGUAUCCACGAAAAUCUUCAAUGGCUCCUGGCAGUCCAAAGCCGGUGGAGGACCUGGAGGAUGUAGGCCCAGGAGACAUGGCCAAUUAUGGGCUUGCUCUUGACGGCGACCAGCAGGCGGAGUUUGAGAUUGAGGAAGAGCAGGUUCUUCAAGGCCUGGCCCUGCUGUUCACAGAGAAGGUGCAGGAGAGUGAGCAGUUCUUUGAGGAGCUCAAGACAGGCAACGCCCGCCUUACGCUGCAUCAUGCCGAAGUGUCCGCUCUGAAAGCUUUGGUUGGCUUCGAACAAGAGGACAUCGAACGAGCCAUCAGCCUGCUCAGUGAAGCCUACAACUUGGCAACACAGGCAGAAAAGCAGAAGCGCACUCACAGCAAAGUGGCCAAGGUGAAAGGCUUCUUCCAGUGGGCCACGGGCCAGCGCGGCCGGGCCGGCAGUGAGGCGGAGGCGCGCAUGGAGGGCACCGAGAAGGCCGGGGACACGGCAGCCCGGCUGCAGCGGCAGCGGCGCCAGCGGCUGCGCGCACUGACCGUGCAGGCUGAAGCCGACCUGGUACUGGGGCUGCUGCACCUGGUUGGGGGGGGCGAACUGUCCUCGCAACCCAUCAAGGCCGGCUUCUACCUCCGCAGGGCCUGGAGCGAGUACGCGCACUGUCAGUCCAAGCUGGAGCAGGUGCUGCGAGACUACGCAGUCAUGAAGGGGCUGCAGGCCGGCCCGGACAUGGACGACGAGAGGCUGGCCGAGAAGGAGAGGGAGAUCGGCGGGGACUGGAGCGAUGAGGAGGGGGAGCCGGCAGAUAGCAAGAAGACGGGGGCCAAGGCCAGCGCAACAGUGGUGCCGAUUGAGGCGGCACCCAAGGGGACGGACGGAGAGGAGGCACAGGACGACUUCGGCGACUUUGCAGCUGCCGCCCCCAGCGCACAGACCGUCGCAGCAGGGCUGGCCCGCCUGGACCUCAGGAACGGCGGGGCUGGCAGCAGCGAGGACCCUGAGCUGGUGUCACUGCGGGCAGGGAUCCAGUUUGGAGUGGGCAUGCUGCACUGCGUCAUGUCCAUGCUGCCCCCGGCCGUGCUGCGGUCGCUGGAGUGGGUGGGCGUGGCGGGCAUCGACCGCAAGCUGGGCCUCAAGCUGCUGCAACAGUGCGCCGCCACCCACACCGGGCACGCCACCCUCGCUGCCUACGCCCAGCUGCACUACCGGAGUGUGAUCAUGGGCUUCCUGCCACGCUCGGAGGCCCACAGCAGCGUCGCUGCCGCCACCCUGACAGAAUUGGCCGCACCGUUCCGUGAGUCCACUCUGUUUGGCAUGGCACAGGUGCGCGCUCUCCGGUACUCGGCCCAGCUAGCCGCGGCGACCGCCCUGGCGCAGCAAGAGCCGCGCCGCGCGCCCAUCGAAUGCCUGCACCUCCGCCGGCACCGUCUCCACGAGCAGGCGUGGUGUACCCUGCUGCGCGGCGACAUGGAGACGGCCGCCACCAUGUUCGGGGGCCUGGCCACGGCCACCAAGAGCGGCUACCGCAAGACCUUCUACACAGCCUUCCAGAUCUCGUGCCUGUGGGAGUCGGGCCCGCGUCACUACGCUGCCGCGGCCGGCCUGCUGCGCGACAGCGUGCCCUUCAUGAAGGCGACCAGCACGCCCAUCGAGGCUUACGUCAUCAACAUGGCCGCCCAACUCAACGCAACAGACAGCCGCCCGCUCUUCCCCGCGCGCGAGCUGCUCGCGUACUGGAACGGUUUCCAGGCCAUGGACGCGGCGGCCCUGGAGGCGCACAUCCGGGUCGUCGAAGAGGCGCUGCACACGCGCUGCCAGGACGUUGGCGCGGCCGCACCCGGGGACGACGAGCCAGCCGACGAGGCGGUAGCGUCCGGCAUCCUGGCGGCAGCCAACGGACGCCCCACGGCGUCCGUCCCCGGCGCCGCCCCGCAAAAGAAGACCAAGGCUGGGUUCGGGCACGUGUGGAGUGAGCGCAGCAAGAUGCUGUGCCGCUUCCUGCUGGGCGUCCUCCAGCGGCACGCGGGCCAGGCGCAGCGCGCGGAGGACGGCCUCAGAUACGUCGUGGCGGCAGGCAACGUCGAGCAGCUGCCCAACAUCUUGCCGUAUGCGGCAUACGAGCUGGGCAGCCUGCUCAUGACGCAGCCCGCAACGGCCGGCGAGGGCGUCAAGCUGCUGGAGAAGGCGGUCGCCUUCCCGCCCCACGACUUCCAGGGCCGCCUCAAGUUUGUCGUUGCAGAGCGGGUCAACGCCUACUUUGAGCGCAAAGAGUAGCCGUUGAACGACGAGAAAGACUGGCACUCGCUGCGCUUGAUUUGGAGUAUAACUAACUAACUUGAGUUGUCAGAGCACAAAGCUAUCUACUGUAGUGCAGCUGGCUUCGUAGUAAACUCAUUGAUCCAUCUAGUAGGCAGUAGUAUAUGAUGCCUUUGCUGCAUGUUAGAUCGAUCGUGAGCAACACAGAUGCCCCUCCAAAGCAAUCUGCCAAGCUUUUACCAAUUUUGCCUAGCUAGCGUCUCCCCCGGUCCCCAUCAUGCAG
Molecule: messenger RNA, 2861 nt
Organism: Klebsormidium nitens
Lineage: Eukaryota; Viridiplantae; Streptophyta; Klebsormidiophyceae; Klebsormidiales; Klebsormidiaceae
Source: the annotation of a GenBank genome assembly